This is a messenger RNA of Sesamum indicum (sesame), 1281 nucleotides long. RefSeq lists its product as uncharacterized. The record is from RefSeq and is a predicted model, not a curated record. Lineage: Eukaryota; Viridiplantae; Streptophyta; Magnoliopsida; Lamiales; Pedaliaceae.
CUCUCUCCUCCUCUCUCUCCCCUCCUCUCUCUCUAAAAACUGCAACAACAAAGCAUUGCUCUCGUAGCGUUAUUCUGUACGGUGAUGGUGGUGGUGGUGAAGCAAGGACAUGGAGGCUGUGGAGGACGUGGCUGCGCCGCCGGGUCGAAAUAACAAAGACCUCUCUCCCAUCGCCAAGGGCAAGCGCACCAAGAGACACAGGCCUCAUUCUCCUAUUCCCUUCACCAUCAAACCUCCGCCAGGAGAUAAUGCCCCAACAGCCGCAGUUGACGAGCAACAGCUCCUCCGCCGUAGCCCCACCUUCUCUGCGGUCUCCUCAGAGGAGAGCACCACCACCGAGGAAGUCGAUACCGCCCGAUGCCUCAUCCUUUUGUCACGAGGUUAUUUUUCAGCACACCCUUCGAAUUAUCACCACGAUGAGAAUCAACCCAAACAGAACAACAGCAGCAGGUGGUACGCGGGGGCUGCCACCUAUUCCACGGCGCCGGCCUAUGGAGGCCCCCACAAGGUGGCCGGCAGCAGUGCGUGCGUUUACACAUGCAAGACGUGUAACAGGUCUUUCCCUUCCUUCCAGGCCCUCGGUGGCCACCGGGCCAGCCACAAGAAGCCCAAGAACGAGAAAAAAACAUCAGCCGCAUUCUCCGACGAAGAAGACUUCCCGUCGCCGACCAUGUCAUCGUCCAAGAGCAGAAUUCCGUAUCAUUCCCUUUCUCUCCAGCUGAGCAACAUUUCCUCCACCACCUUCUCCGCCGCGCCCAAGUCGUUGGCUUCUCCAAGAAUCCAUGAGUGCUCCUAUUGCGGGGCGGAGUUCACGUCGGGCCAGGCCCUUGGAGGACACAUGAGGAAGCACCGGGCCGGGCCGAUCAUCCGAUCCUCAAACGUUCCACCAGAUACCUACAUUGAGGAGCUCGAGCCCCAUCACUUGAAGAAGCCCAGAAUCGGGCUGUCUUUGGAUCUCAACCUUCCGGCGCCAGAAGAUGAGAAUCAGAAGUUGGGGCUUGGGUCAAAGCAACAAAAAAGCCCGGAAGAAAAGAAGGAAACCGGAACGGGCCUUGGCUUAACCACCACUACAGCUCCACAAUUGAUUGACUGCCAUUAUUAGUUGAGAAAGGUUCAAAUUGUUCUUUUAAUUAUAUAUUAAUCUCCACACAUAUACAUAACUUAGACUCGACUAAUCACCAUUAAUAUUCUCCUACUACUACUUUUUUAUAUUUUAAUUUUUUCAAUUGCCUAGACCAUUUCUUUUUUCAUUAAUCAUUAUUUUGUUCAUCAACUUGUACA